Molecule: messenger RNA, 309 nt
Organism: Emiliania huxleyi CCMP1516
Lineage: Eukaryota; Haptophyta; Isochrysidales; Noelaerhabdaceae
Exons: 1
Biological process (GO): homocysteine metabolic process
Cellular component (GO): cytosol
Molecular function (GO): [methionine synthase] reductase (NADPH) activity; FMN binding; flavin adenine dinucleotide binding
Source: RefSeq, a predicted model, not a curated record
AUGCAGAAGCUUCUCAUCCUGUACGGCACGCAGACCGGCAACAGCCGCGGCGUCGCCAAGGAGCUCGGCGCCGAGGCGGCGGCGCACGGCUUUGAGGCGCGCGUGCUGGGCAUGGAGAAGUGGAAGGAGCUCGACUUUGAGCAGGACAAGACGCCGCUCGUGCUCGUCAGCUCGUCCACGGGCAACGGCGACGCGCCAGACAACGCCGACAAGUUUUACCGCUUUGCCAAGAAGCGGAGCACGCCGCCCGUCUUCAAGGGCGUCCCGUUUGCGGUGUGCGCGCUCGGCGACUCAAACUACGAGCAGUUC